This is a messenger RNA of Porites lobata, 13128 nucleotides long. The record is from the annotation of a GenBank genome assembly. Lineage: Eukaryota; Metazoa; Cnidaria; Anthozoa; Scleractinia; Poritidae.
AUGGCGGACGUACCGGAAAAUGCUCCUGAACGUAAGAAAAUUAUUCUUGACUUACAUUAGAUAAUGAAACAUAAUAGUGACCUGCGAUAUGGGGUUCUAUGAAAACAUGAAUAUAAUUUUUCAAAACUGACAGACUGUCCAGGAACGGGAAGUGAACAAGCAGGAAAGAGUACUGCAUGCCAAGGCUGUCCAAACCAAAAUAUUUGUGCCUCCAGCAAGCCAAUUGGACCUGAUCCAGGUAACUUGUGGACAGAAAAUCAGUUCAGACGUUUAAUUUGAUGUUAAAUUAAUGUAGAAUUCCAAAAAGAUUCACACAUUAUAAACAGAGAAUGGUAACCUCUGUAGCUAGCCCAUGGACUACUGGGGGUCUAAAAUCUGAAGACUCCCUCUUUGCUCUAACCCCCCCUUCCCCCGAUAUGAAAGACCCGCCACCCCUCCCCCGAUAAACACAAAUCAUUUCAGUCCCCAAAUCAUGACAUGGCUGUGUGUUGCUCAGCAUAUACAAAGUCUUACAUGAAGCACAGACCAUUGAGAUUUGUUUUUAUUAUUGUAAUGACAGAAUUUUCUUUGAAAGUGAUGAAAUACUUGCAGACACUGAGAGCAUACCAUGACCCAGUCUGCAUGGUAUGGCAAGUGCAUGUAUGAGCCUUUUGUUUAAACUCUUUCUGUGUACACCAAAUCUGUAGCAUUGCAUGUGGCAGCACCAUGCCUGACAAGAGAUUUUCCCCUUGACUUGUAGGGGAGUAGUUGUGUUAUUUUUCCUAAAUCCAUACUAACCUGUAAGUUUAACACAUUGAGUGGACUGGCAAUUGGAUUGUAGCCUUUCUUUCUCCUGAGCUAAAUGCGGAAACAUUACGUCAUGUAUCCUUCUUUAAUAAAUAUUUUUUACAUAUUUUAUAUCAUUUUAUGAGUUAUAGUGUUUGAAAAUCAGGCAGUUAUUACUCCUUAAAUUGCAUCAAAACUCUAUGUAUACCUGACUUUGAUAGAACCAUUUUCAAUAUCAUAUUAUAUACUUGAUGAAAAAAGUAGAUAGACAAAAAUAAUUACAGCAUCCAUGCAGAGGUUCUAAGCGCUCUUGACUUGUUAUUUGUGACUAGUCGCAGAUGAACAGUUUUUUCCCUACUCAUACUGAGAUAUCAUUGUAAAAGAGUUUUCAUCACUUUUAGCUGUACAAGAAGUAAAGGAAAGAAUGUCUUCAGUUAAACAUAAGAUCCUGGUUUUGUCUGGUAAGGGCGGUGUUGGUAAAAGUACAUUUACAGCUCAUCUAGCACAUGGCCUUGCUGCUGAUGACAGUAAGCAGGUAAUGAAUAUUUUCUUCUUUAGAAGCUUUUAUGCCUUAGUUGACACCAAGGGCCUUUCACUCAGAAUGGUCACAUUACAAUGUUAGCAGAGCUUAAGAUUAUUUUGUAGUAGCCCUUGAAUGAGGCAAAACAAAGCAUGAAAUAUGGAGAAGAAAUUUUGUGAAGAAACUGACAAAGGUCAGCUUUUCAUCUCACUAGUAUUUUACUCAACUGAAAAAAAAUUAAUGUUUUAUCUAGAGUUCUGCAAUUUUUGUGCAUGACCUCUAGUUUUAUAUUGAUAGCAGUAUUAGAAGCUCUAAUAAGUAAAUUAUGCAAUGCAUUACUACUUUAUAUUUCAGAUAGCAGUUUUAGAUGUUGACAUUUGUGGUCCAUCUAUUCCCAAAGUUAUGGGACUUGAAGGGGAGCAGGUAAGGUUUUUACUUCAGGAUACUGUGGUGGAUGUUAGGCAGUUUGGAGGGGGGGGGUGGUGGUCUGUGUGGUUCUUACACGUCUUCUGAUUGUACACUCAUCAGACGAGCAGGGUGCAAAGAAGGUCAUUUUUACAGCUUGCCAUUCGGGCAAGUUGAAGCUAACAUCUACUAGCCCAAACAUCAUUUCAACUAGCCCCAAAAACGUUUUGAUCAGCAGAUUAAUUUCACAGUUCUUCUGUAAUUUGAAUUCCUCAAAAAACUUCACUUGCCCGUCGGGCAAGUUAAUAACAGAAUUCACUAGCCCAAUAGCAAAAUCCACUAGCCCCGGGCUAUCGGACACUACUUUCUUUGCACGCUGGACAAGGCACAGAAGAAUCAACGUAUAACCUUCACCUGGUUGCUUGGGAAUAACUCCAAUGGGGUAGGGAGCAGUGACUCUUAAUAAUACUUGUGUGCUUCACUAGUAUUGCGAUGAGAAAUUUGUUAAUUGUUUCUUGUGAAAGCUAAUAGCCAGAAGGGUGGGGAUUAUUAGCCUUAACCCCUUGGUUACCAAGGACACAUAUAUACGUCCUGUGUUACUCAACAACCAAGGAUAUAUGUAUAUAUAUGUUGUAGUUAAUUUUUUAUCUCAGGUAAUUUUUAUUUUUCUUUUGUUUUUGGGUAUGAUAAUGUAUGCUAAUGAAGUUUAAACAAAAGAAAAAUAAAAUUACCUGAGAUAAAAAAUUAACUACAACAUAUACGUCCUCAGACAUAUGAAAUCACCAACAGCCCGGUCGUUCAAGUUGUCUUGAAUAAAAUAUACUCCAGUCAUUGAGAAAUGGCUCCGGUUGCUGGGUGUAUGUGGUUCUGGUAGACAAGUGGUUAAAUAAUGACAGCAGUUUUCACAGAUUUUUGAAAGAUUUCUGGAUCUUUCCCUGGGAUGUGAUGGGCAGAAGUGAUUUAACAAACAUGAGAACAUGUAACGGAACUGCAUGUCUUUACUGGGCAGUUUUAGACCCCCCGAUCCUACUGUGUCUGAUAAAGCUUCUCACUUACUGCUGUAUUAUUGCAGUUUGUAACAUUAUUAUUGCACAGAAGAUUUCCUGAGUAAUGAUCCCUUUUGGCUAUUUUUUCACCUAGGUACAUCAAAGUGGUUCAGGGUGGUCACCUGUGGUAAGAAUUCAAAUAUGUUUGACUUUAAAAACUUUCGAACAGUUUAUGCUCUUCAGGAACUAAUAUAUAAAAGUCAGUGUUGGAUUUGUCAUAAUGGCCUCAAACUGUUUGAGAAUGUUGGGAUAGGAUGCGGCCUGAAAAAACAGCUGACAUUUUGUGACAGAACAGUGGCUUGUAAUCCAGCUAAUACGAUAAGAGAAUGUAUGGUUUUAUACAAAGAAAAGUCUUACUUUGUCUUUUUGUUGUCUGCUGGGGCUAAUAUGUAGACUUAGCCAAGGCCAAAAGGGAAGCUCUCAUAGUACCCUUAAAGAACGGUGUUUCUGAAGGAAUUCAACUUUGCCUAAGUUAAAUAAAAAGCAAACUGAAUUCCUCCUAAAAAAUUGAAAACUCUUAAUUAACUAGUCAUUGGAGAACUUGAGAAAACAUCUUUACAGUCACCUCGGUGAGCUGUACACCUGAGCCUGUGAAGCAGUAAUGUGAUACUGGUCAGCUAAUACCUUAUUACAGCUGUCAAUUGACCAUAACAUGGAUGUCCCAUAUCAAGUGAAACACAGCUUGUAAGUGUGAUAUUUCACAUCCGCUAACAUGAAUGGUUGGAAGUACGAUCGAAUGGAUGGAUUUUGUGACAACCAAAAUUUCUUGGAUGCAUAGAUAACCAGAUUUUAUUACCCAUGGUGCCCUACUGCACACACUUUGCACAUGAGAGCUCUGCUAUUAUGACUUACGGGGCUUUCCAAAAGUCAGAACUGGCCGCCCAGACCAUUACCAGACAAGUCUUUUUGACAAUGAAACAGGUUUUUCGAAGAGUUUUUGCUGAAAACCAUCUCCUUCACGCAUACUAUUUUAGGAUUUGACUGAUGUGUCUGGAUAGUUCUGUGAAAUUCUCAUCACGGAGAGAAUGGUCUGGCUGGUCAGUUCUGACAAAUGGAAAGCACCCUUAGUUACUCUCUUCAUAUUUUCCUUAGUAUGUUGAGGACAAUCUUGGUGUGAUGUCUGUGGGUUUCUUGUUAGCCAGUCCUAGUGAUGCUGUCAUUUGGAGGGGACCAAAGAAAAAUGGUAAGAGACAUCUUAUUAUUUUUGUAGUGACUUGAUUAAAGCCAUCCAGGCAAGUAUUUUAAACAAAUCAAUUGUUGACUAACAAAGAUUUUUAACCUUGUGUUGUUUAAAAAUCUAUUAAAAUUCAGUUGUAAAUUUUCUUGUGAUCUGGAUUGCUGGGAUUUGGCUUGAUGGGUCCAAAAAAAUUUUGGCCGAGCAGUUUUAACUUUCUGGUUGUGUGCAAUCAAUAAAAUGAUGUUGAUUUCCACAGCAGAUUACUGACCAACAAAUUUUGAUUAAUGUUGAAAGAGUGAGUGAUGAAAAGUCUAAAGGAAAAAAAAUUUCUUGCCUCCAUAUUGAUUAUUUCAUGUGCUCUUAUUCACCUCUGUUCGUAACUUUGUGCUGCCUGCUUUGUGAAAUCAAAUAAGCAAACACUGUAGCUUUCUUCCUACCUUGUUUGACAAAAAAUCUUUGUUUGUGUAAAAUCUACUUGUGAUCAUUGUUGUUAAUGAAAAACCUGCCAGUGGUUGGGAUUUUCAAUUUAUUCAUGAUUGAAAGGUACAUUAAUGUUGAAAUGCACGAACUAAUAUAAAUGAAUUUAUCAUAAGUAAACUCACUCCUAGCAGCCCAAACUUCUCUUGUUUUCUUAAGGUGAUCUGCCCAUUAAAUAAAUAGGAGUGAAACAGACACUUGAGUAUAAUUCGUUCCAGAUUUUUUUAGUUAAGCAUUAGUAGGAGGGUCCAUGUGGGAUACUAAUAUUUUAGGGCUAUGCUCUAAGAAAAGGGAGCCCUAUGCUCUAAACCUUUGGAAUCAGUGGUGCCUAGCAUAUGAUUUCUGUGCAUAAACUGAGAUUUCAUAGUCGUUUGUCACUCAGGAGCAACAGCAAGGCCCCAAGGGCCACCGGGGCACUGCCAGAGCACAACUCUGUAAUUUUCAUGGUUUGCCCAGGAAAAAGAAAGUUUGCUUUUUGUCCAUAUUGUAGGUUUAAUCAAGCAGUUUUUACGUGAUGUUGACUGGGGUGAUGUAGACUAUCUUGUUGUGGACACACCACCUGGAACAUCUGAUGAGCAUCUGUCAGUUGUUCAGUAUUUGAGUAAUACUCACGUAGAUGGAGCCAUUAUCAUUACCACACCACAGGUAAGAAUCGAAGAAAAUCGCUGACAUUGCACAAAAUAAACAGUUCAUCUUCACCAUUCUUUAUGUGAAAUUGUCAUGGUUGAUCACCGAGUUCAAAGGAACUGUGUUACAAACAGUGCAGUACCCUGUGUGCCAGAGACUUUUCUAGCGCGGUUUCCGGUUUCUGUCAAGUCUUUAUAGCGACCCGCGCUUCGCCGCUCGUGGCUUCGGCUGCACGCGAGAAAAACCUCUGGUACCCAGGGUAACAGUGCAGUGGGAACUGUCACCAAAUACCCUGAGUGCCAGAGGUUUUUUUUCUUUAUCAAACCAACGGGCGGGUUAGGAGUAGCCCCCUUACCCCUCCCCCCUUCCCCGGUCGUGAAGGUUUGCGAGAUACCAACCUCGUCCCCAGGGCUUUUCCCUUAAAAAAUGGGUGGGGAAAAGCCCUGGGGGCGAGGUUGGCGAGAUACCUAUUUCUAGAAUUAAGUGACUGGUACCAGAUUUUCUCAGGGGCACCCAACGACGGUUUCCUCCUAAAUUCAUUGAAAACACUUUUUAAGGCUAUCCAGAGAACUUUUAGAUCUAUAGAAAUGCAUUCUAAGCGGCGCUAUAAAAUUUGUAUCUGUUCGGUCAUCCUAGGGCAACUUGAGUCUUUUUGAAAUGUCAAGGGCAAUGUAGGUAAAGGCGCACACGAGGCAAAGGCCCAAACGGCCGGAACGUAUCCCAGUUUCGUUAGCAUGAAGCAAGCCUAGGAGUAUGGCUACUCCCCCCUGGAUGGGAUGCUAGUCCAUCGCAGAGUUACCCCCCAGCAGUAUGUCGCCGGUACCCAUUUAUACACCUCGAUGAAGAGAGACAAAAAGGAGUAAAGUUCUUGUCUUAGGAAACAACGCGAUGGGCGAGGCUUAAACCCCGGACCUCCAGAUCCAGAGUUGGAGGUGUUAACCACUCGGCCACACUCGUCUCCACAAAAAAUUUCAAGGGCUUCAGUAUUAUUUUCCCGAAACUUUUACAUGCAAUUUAACGUAUUACGAAAAUGAGAAUUUUUCUGAUUCCUCUCUCCAUCACAUUUCUGAGUCCGAAAAUUUUAGGUCUCCUUUUUUCUACGAAAAAUAGCCUAGUGGUGGCAGUGAAAUGUGAAAAAUUAAACCUCAGAAAAUCGUAGGGAAUUUAUAAGAUGAGCUUCAAAAAUUGUCCAUGAAUAGAACGGUCAUGGAGACAUUUUUAGCCAUCCUCGCUCUUCAAACAGACGGAUAGAACGUGUUGGACGAUCCCAACUCGCUCAGACGAACUUAACUGAGCCAGACAUCGAACGUUUUCAUAAACUUAACUCACUGAGUUUGGUUCGUCUCGUGAAAAGUUCGACGUUUGGCCUAGGCCUUAGAUCGUCCAACACGUUCUAUGCGGCUAGAUCUCCUUCAGACAGAUGGAACGUCUGAAGAACGUUCUAGAAGGAGAGCAUUCGCAUUCUAUUCCAGUAACCUCAAGUGUACCCGUAAAAUCAGUGCUGGGGCCGUUAACAUUUCUCAUUUUUAUUGAUGAUCUCCCAUGCUAUGUUAAGUGAAGGGUCCGUCUUUUUGCCGAUGACACUGUCGUUUACCUUACAAUAAAAUCUGAGAGCGAUUGUCGGUAAUUACAAGAUGAUCUUCACGGCCUGGAAAAAUGUCAAUCCGACAGGUGUAUGGAGUUGACCUCUGCGAUACCGGUGAAGCGCUCUACCAAUGAAGCUAACAAGCCAACUGGGAGCAGGUCGUUGAAUUGGUUCGUGAUAAAGCCGUGAAAGGAUGAUGAUAUGAAAAUCAUAUAUGAAGGUCAUCAUCAUCCUUUCACGGAUUUAUAAUGAACCAGUUCAAUGACCUGCUCCCAGUUGGCUUGUUAGCUUAAUUGGUAGAGCGCUGCACCGGUAUCGCAGAGGUCAAGGGUUCGAAUCCAACGUCGAUCUUCACAUGCGACGAACUAAACUAAUAAUUUAAAAAUUUUUAUGAUGAUAUUUAUCUAGCCUCGUUCGGGAAAAAAUUUUUUGACAUUGCUUUUUGGUCCGAUUUAGUUUAUUGGUUCGAUGCGACCUAAGUUCGACGUCUGACCCAACAGACGAUCUUAAGGUCGACCCUGAAAUUAGAGUUUGCUUCGUCCCUUGAAAAGUUCGGCGUUUGGCCUAGGCCUAAGAGUUUGAAUUUCCACUGUAAACUAAAAGGAGUAAAACUCGAAAUUGUAAACUUGUAAAUAGUAUUUCAAAAUGGAUCUAAAGCAAAAGAAGAGGUAUAUAGAUAAGACAAUAGAGGGUUAACUUUUUUCCCUAGUCGUCCUAGCUGGGGUUUCUUAAAAAUGCAAGAGCGUACCCAAAGUCUGCAUCCCCUGUGCUUGCACAGGCACACCAGAAUAGACCCUGCUGGAAUGAAGGGCAAGUUUGACUGUCCUUGUUAAUUAACUAAGUAGAUUCUAAUAUGUCCAUAUGCUACAAUUCGGUACACUAAGACUUCCAUUAAACGAACACUGUAACACAAAAAAUGUUUAAAAUGAAUUUGUCACCUUACGUGGAGUUUAUUGAACGUCAGUACGAAGUUCUUUGGCUCGCACAGUGGCGGCAUCUACCGCUCUCAUCAAAGCUGCUCUUACUCCACGUUCUUCCAGAGCGUUAAUACCUUCAAUAGUAGACCCGCCAGCAGUGCACACACUGUCUUUAAGCUCUCCGAGGUGUUUUUGACUUUUCAAAGCCAACUGAGCAGCUCCAGAGGCCGUAUGUGCUACUAAUCGCACUGCUUCCUCGCGUGUUAAUCCGCCACGUACUGCGCCGUCCGCGAGGGCGUCCAGGACGAGGUACACGUACGCGGGACCGCCGCCGGUCAGUGCUGUUAUUAAAUCCAUUAAACGCUCAUCUACUGUGUGGCAGUAUCCAACUUUGGACAUUAGUUGAUGGACGACUUUUCGGUCUUCGUCGCACGUAAACUUUCCGUAGGAAACAGUUGUAACUCCCUCACAAAUCUGCACCGCGGAAUUCAACAUCAUGCGGACUACUUUGGUUUGACCAGGCAAGGAAUUCUGCAUGUAAUUGAGCGUGACUCCAGCGGCAAUGGACAUAAGUAGAUGAUUUGAGGUCACUACAGGAGAAAUGUCCUUGAAAACGUUUGAGAGUGCGCUUGUUGGAGUAGCAAGGAAGACAUAGUUGCAUUCCUUUAAAACUAACUGGUUAUCAUCAGUCACAGCACAGGACAUGUCGCGAAAUUGAUUCAAGUCAUCCUGUGUACGAGAACUGGCGAUAACUUGGUUUGCUUUGACUGUUCCUGCCGACAAAAGCGCUUUGGCGAUGUACUGUGCUACUUUUCCCGCGCCGAUAAAACCUAACGGUGAAAUCAAACUCAUCUUUAGGUGACCUGUGUGAAGCGUUGCGUGGAGAGAUAAGUACUCCAGGUCUCUUAUCCAGGCUGAAUUUUUGCCCUUUCUUCGCCCCGCGCCUGAUAAAGGUUAAAUCUAAUUAGCGUCAAAGGUUUCAAUAAGCACUGGACCGUGAAACUUGUAGGCCCUGAACCUUGAAAAGUUUCACGGUUCGGGGACUAAUUUGUCGGUGAAAUCCAGGUGAAAAUCAAACUCAUUCUUGGCACUUGUAGCUACUUGUUUGUUCUGCUUAAAGAACUUGUAGCCCAUGUGGAUCAAAAUCCUCCAAAGAAUAUCUAAUCAUAUUUUAAUUGACCACUACAUAAAAUACCAUAACAUACCAUAAUGCUCUGUGUUUGUCACCCCAAAAUUUUGCAUAAGCAUUGUUUUCAGUUUCUGUUGGGGCCAUUUUAACUCCUAAGAGAAACUGAAGACAAUGCUUAUGCAAAAUUUUGGGGUGACAAACAAAGAGCAUUAUGGUAUGUUAUGGUAUUGUAAGGCCGAUACACACGAGGGAUUUUGCUCCCGGAGCAUUCUCCAGGGGCACACUCUGGGAGCAAAGUUCCUCCGUAUGUACCAACGAUUUCAUGGGUAUACUUCAUCCUCGGGAGCAGAAUUUCCACCCCGCAAAAUGUUCCGCGAUAUUUAACCGGUUAAAUAUUUGGGAGCAAACUCCCCGGGCAAAUUGAGCAAACUUAAAAACGCUCCCUCGUGUGUACUGACGCGUGCAAAAUGAGCCUGGAGCAUGCUCCGGAAGCAAAACCCCUCGUGUGUAUCGGCCUUUAUGUAUUGGUCAAUAGCCCUAUUGACUCUGUUGUAUGUUAAUAAUAUUGUCUUAUUUAUAGAUGGUGCUUCGUUAACGUCUUUCUGACUGGAAAAAAGCGCCCUUUUGCAAGAUAAUUAUUCUAGCCGCCGGUCGAAUAAUUAUUUCGCAAAAAUAGCGCUAUAAAACAGCCCGGAGCAGUGAAAAAACACGACACCUGACUAAGUUAACAUUUCGUUAGCACUUUUAUUGGAACAUGUCCUUUCAAAGCUGUGGUUUGGAGCAAAUUGUAGCCGCCGUAUUGUUCAUCUGUAUCUGUUUUUCUCUUAUAACUUGGCACAAAAGAUCUAUGCUCAGAAGUCUAAAGAAAAACGGUCACGGGAACAGAGAGUGGUCUGCCUGUGUUGGGUGAACCUCCAGGUUUUUGAGGAAGCAGAGUAUCUAGCCGAGCCCAUUUUUGAAAGCGUUAAGUAACAGGGCUUUUAAAAAACUUGAGUGCCAGCUUGUCCUUUGGGCAAGCACCUCUCGCAUUUCCUUGGCCGGGGCCACCUCUUGCUUGUCUUAGUUAAUGAUUUUGUUAGCGGAUGACUUGACCCUUGCCUAUUUGGCAAGUAAGCUUUAAAAGUUACCGAUUCGGCAAGAAAAUCAACUUGCCCCGGACUAACGGACGGAAGUUUUUUCCAGCCCUGAAGUAAGUUAGCAAGCAAGCAAGCAUGUAUAGUUCACGAAAUCGACUGGCAUGUCAAUAGAAAGUAAUUGACAUGUUUGUCUCCAUUGUCUGGUCAAUGAUCGUUGAAGCGAACAGUUCUUAAUGACUGAAUGCUCAUCACUGUUAAAUAUUUACUACGCCUGAUUUCUGUAACGGUUUACAACACUUUCGGAAGCCGUCUUCGUCAAACGAUCACAUACACGGCGGAACUCGCCAUGGGCAAAUGUUUUUGUUCAUUUUAGCGAUCGUAGGCGUGCCAUGUUUGCUUGACUCGAUUUGCUGCGAAAAUGGCGCCAAGUUAUGUCUGCGGCGCUACGCUCAACAAUUUAUUGGCAUUCCAUGUGAGUAAGUGGCAUUGCUUAUGACAAUAUUAAUUAAAAUAUUAAAAAGUAGUAACAUCAGUAAUAUAAAAAUUUUCGCGCCUAAAAAGGAGCGCGUAUCGCAUGGGACGGCACGGGAGGGGAUUCCUCGUGCCCUCGCACGUGUUAGUCGCUCUACUACAGGGGCUCCAAGAAUGUACAAGGGGAGUCCUCCUGUUGAACGGUCAUAGUGUCCACUUUUCAAACAUAGGCGUGCUAAAGACAGGCUCCAAUCUCGCUAACAAAUGCCUAAAACCCGCAAACGAGUACAGCACCGUUAAGUUCGUCACACAUUCUUCCUGCGCUGGUCUCAUCGUCUUUCAUAUUUCUCUGUUUUCUUCGUGUUGUUGCACAGAUUAUCCUACUCAAUCUUUUCCAUUCGUUUUUAUGUGUCAUUCAACAGUUGAUUUCCAAGCAUUCAGGACACGCGAACGCUUCAAAGCGUUUUUACAAGCGUUAUUGGAACAGAUCUUGGGUCCGCUGCCUAAGAGCAAGUUCCAUGAACCAUUUCACAAAAUAGAUGUUGUUUCACGAUCUGUUAUUAGAGACUUUUAGAGUCUAAACUAGUGAGGACUAACUACGAGGACGAGAUUUUCUCAAUACUAAGAAGCGAGCGAGUAGCGCUAUCGUUAUUAUUAGGAACUUUAAGAUUCAACGACGCGGACAGCAACGAGAACGUCAAAAAAACAAUAGGUCUUAUAGGCAAAACAACAACUUUGCACGCGCAUCACGCUUUUUUGUACAUUUCUUUGCCCGUUUUGCACGACUACGACGUGAAAAUGCAUAAUUUCGCGUUUUAUGGAGGACGUAAACAAGCAACGACAAAAUUUUAUUUCUCUUUCUGUACUUGGAUGUGGUCCCAAAGAAUUCAACUCCAGUAGGGUUCGCCUACAUUUGACAAAGUAUGUGGGUAGGAAUAAUUGCGAUAAAGACUGAAAGAACGCUAAUUCACUUUUUAAGCGACGUUCUCAUUGCCGUGGCGUCGUUGAAUCUUAAAGUCCCUAUAGGUGGUUUUCAUGCAAUCUCGGGAGACACAAAUAACAAUGGUGAAAUGAACAAAUGCUGGUGGACAAACAAAGCGAGCUAAUGAGCGAUCUUUUGUUUACCGUCCACCAGCAUGGCGGCGAUGACGUAACGUGAAAACCACCUAUUGGCGGGAAAACGUGAAAACCGUCGUCAUUCAACGCGUUUUGGCGAGAAAUGUUAGAAGUUUUAUCAUUUUGCCAUCAGAAGAGGGCUUUACUAAGUUAAUAUUCUUCAAUAAAAAUAAUCGUGCUAACUUUCUGGUGCAAAAAAAAAAGUAUAAUAGAGCUUUACGGGCUGUGUAUUGUACGCGUGCUUGUCCAGGAAUCUACAGGUGCCUUUAAUCCGUUCUGGCAGACGUGCUCUACCUUUAACUUCUGCAUACUUCAAUACGCUUUCGUUACUUCAAAAAAUGAUUUGUUCAAGAUGAGAAAGUAACAGAGCUUCAAGUACAAUAUAGUCUGUCAAGUAUAAGUCACCUUGAAUAUUGGAGAAAUUUAUCUAUCUUUUAUUGACCUUUAUUUGCUGCCUAGUGAAAUUCCCUUGCAACAUGCACUGACUGGUGCUGGCUCUCUCUUAAGAAAAUCAUUUAUUGAACGAUUGUUGUUAUUUGUAUUUAAAGGAAGUGUCACUACUUGAUGUGCGUAAAGAAAUCAACUUUUGCAAGAAAGUAAAGAUGCCAGUUAUCGGAGUUGUGGAAAAUAUGAGUGGUUUCGUUUGCCCCAAGUGCAAGGUAUGUGUUUUAAACGCUCAGCGAUUUAAUAACUACCAUGGAACAGAUUUUUUAGACCAAAGCUGGUUGACGAGGAUGCCUUAUUUUGAGGCCUCGUCGACACGCCCACACGUAUUGUAUUCGAAACGUUUUCGCCAGCAGUCCACAUGAAAACUCUUAAACGAUGGAAAUACGAUAGCAUGCGCUUUGUGAUUCAUGAGAUCAUCGAAUUCGAAAACCUCCGUUUUCGUCCGUACGCACGAAAACGGAUAAGCCGGCGUUUUCAAAAAUCUCCACUGACUCCAGAGGGCGUUUUGAACAGGUGUCUUUUCGGUGACCGUUUUCAGCGGAUACGCGUGGACGGUAGGCCAAACCGUAGAAAAACUCUCCGUUUUCAAACAAUAACGGAUAGGCGUCGACGGGGCCGUGGGGACAGUAGGGACAGAUUUUGUGUACCAAAGCUUGUUAACGAAGAUCAGUUAUUCUUGAGUCUCUUUACAAUGAACAGUUAGCGUUCAAAAUUAAAAUGAAGAACGAGGAAUGGGAAACAGGAAGCGGGGAGCGGGGAACGGGGAACGGGAAAUUGAAAAAUUGCAACAAAGCAGAAAAUUGGAAAAGAAGAUAUUGGUGGGGCAUCCAGUGAGGUUUUUGACGUACCGUCGCCCGUCCUCGCUUCUUUUUCUCCCCGUAAGCACUGGUCUAAAGUACGGAGUUUAUAAUCCACAUCAAAAUUAUCUCUCCGGGCCGGCGGCAAACAAGCCGAAUAUUUAUAAGCAUUGGUGAGAAGCUGAACUCUAACUAUUUCACGCUGUUCCUAUGCAGCAAUUAGUUUGUGCAACUUUUAAUGUAACAAUUCAGGACUACAUGCUUCUACGAGAACAGUGAAGGUUAGUUUUAAAAGAAUUGAAAGAUGUUGCCUGUUUGCUAAAAUUUGAUAACUUGUGUUAACUUUUUUUGAUACAGAAAGAAUCACAGAUCUUUCCACCGACAACAGGGGGAGCAGAGAAAAUGGCAUCAGAUAUGGAAGUUCCUUUUCUGGGCAAAUUACCUCUUGAUCCUCGGAUAGGCCGCUGCUGUGACGAAGGAAAGUCAUUUUUAACCGAAGUUCCAGACUCGCCGGCUGCCGAUGCGUACAAAAAAAUCAUUCAAAGUACGUUGCUUUCAUGUACUCGGCUCUUG